CAUUAUAUGACAUUGUCGAAAUGUCCUCCUGAUUCCAUGAUGGUAGCAAACUCACUUCGUGAAACAAUGGCGAAGAGCAAAGCAGAGAUUCAAAAGGAGGAAAGAGACAACAGAUAUGAACGAAGACUUCUUGAAAAGAGAAAGAGACAUGAGAUCGACAACAAGGCCUCCACUUCUUCAUCGAUGGCCUCUGCAGCACCUGCACCACCAAUGAAGAAUGGGAGAACACGCAAACAGCAAAAACUUCAAAAUUUGGCACUUGCUCGAGAGAAACAACGCAUUAAGAGGGCUGCAGCAAAACAUGUGAGAAACAACGAUAAUAAUCAAGUCGACAACGAGGCUGAUCGAAUAGAUGAAGGUGCCGCGAAUUCUGACGCUGGCAAAAUUGGAUUAUUUCAAAAAACGGCCUGUAACUUGGCUGAACAUAAUUAAACCAAAAAAAUUGUACCUGAUAAAAUGCGGAAAAAUAUCUU
Caenorhabditis elegans is the source of this 473-nucleotide messenger RNA. NCBI's taxonomy places the organism in Eukaryota, Metazoa, Nematoda, Chromadorea, Rhabditida, Rhabditidae. The record is from RefSeq.